Molecule: messenger RNA, 1137 nt
Organism: Lathyrus sativus (Indian pea)
Lineage: Eukaryota; Viridiplantae; Streptophyta; Magnoliopsida; Fabales; Fabaceae
Source: the annotation of a GenBank genome assembly
AUGUCGUCGCUUUCGUGCCCUUCUGAGCCUCCCGAUGUUGGAAAUUGGUUCUCAAGCUAUGAAUAUCAGUCUCCAAAUCUGGAUUCCAAUUUCACUCUCGAAGAAUCCUGUUUUGGAAAGCGCAAAUCCCAGCAUGUAGAUGAAGAACAGGAAGAGGCUGUUAGAGAGAAGCUAGUACAAUGUAAUGGGACUUGUGUUAAAGAUAAUAAUCAUAAUGAAGAUCCGUGUUUCACCAAGAAUAUGGAUUCUUGCAGUUCAUGCUCACUCUUGUCUGAGCCUCCAAAUAUCAGAAACUGGUUCUCAAGCUACAAUUACGAGUCUUCAGCGUUUGAUACAUGUAGUCUUUUAAAUGAUGAAGAAGUUUCUGACAGGAAUAAGUGUGUGGAGGAGAGGUUUGAUUUUAAAGUCACAAGUAAGGAUGAAACCAAGUCUGAGAUUGUGCAGCCGGAAAUUUGUGUCAAACACAAUAGCUCUUUUGAUGAUACUGCUGGAAUGAAGAAAAAUAUAAAUACUGCAAAUACUCCUCAUUUGGAAAAGAUUUUGCAGCCAUGCAUGCAAGUUAAGGCACUGCAGCACAAUCUUGGUUCAACCAAGCAUAAUGAGACAGUGAACCGGAAUCAUGGAAGUCCUGGUUGUAAUGGAGAAGCACAUUUAAUGUCAUUGGACACUCAUGCAGGGGCAAUGAGAACUCCAAAUCCGGCACAAAAGCAUGGCACAGAAGAAGCAAAAUCAAAAGUUGAAAUCCAAGCUGAGAAACUUGACAUUAACAGAAGUUUAUCGAAAAGCUUUUUGGCAGGAAGCUCAGCUUGUACAGGAAAUAAAGAAAAUGACGGUUUUGUUACAACAAGAAAGAAAAGUAUCACCCGAGAAAAUGAUGAAAAUUCUUGGAAGAAACCAGAAAAGAAGACAUUGCAGUGUUCAUCAAGUACAGGAAUAAAUCCACAGACAUGUGAAAAGCGCAAUGUUGCAAAGAGAAAGGCAUUGACAGAAACAACAAAUCUUCAACAAUCUAAUGCUAUUGAGAUUACAGGGAAAUGGCAAUGCCCACAGAAACGUAAACCGGAUAAAGGGCCUGCUUUGAAGCAACUUAGGCUCGAGCGAUGGGUUCACAAGGUUGAAAAGGUCUCCCCUCAAUGA